CGCUGACUUUCUAUGCUAUAUUCCACGACGUUUUCAUUACCAUUCACUUUGUACUGUAAAGUCGCCGUGUGUAAGUCGAGCCCGGUAGUGAACAUUAAGAUUCCAUUCAAACAACUUGAAGAGAGCGUAUUCUCCUCCCAAAGAAAAUAAAUUGAAAUAUUUUCUAUUUAAACAAAUAAUUUCCACAAAAAUGAAAUACUUUUGGAUAAUUUCCCUGCUAGUGCUUCCAUCGUUGAUUUCUUUAUUUGAUAAUGACAACAAAUUGUUUGCGUAUGCAACGGAAGCAGCUGAAGCCGAAGAUGAUAUAAUUGAUGUUGAAUCCGAUGAAGGUGCAACAACAACCGAAUAUGAAGAAGAUAACUCUGGAUCAACAACAUCGCCGGAUGCUGAUACUUAUCUACUGUUCACGAAGCCAUUGCAUGUUCCAGGCAAUCAAUUCGAUUUGCCAGGCGGACAACCUGUUGAAUUCCUCGUCGGAUUCUUGAACAAGGGUCUCGAUGAAUUCGUCGUAGAAAGUGUUGAAGCAUCGUUCCGCUAUCCAAUGGACUUCAACUACUUUAUUCAAAACUUUUCGGCCAUUUCAUACAAUCGUGAAGUGAAAUCAAACCACGAAGCUACCGUAUCUUACUCAUUUUUGCCAUCUGAAUCGUUUGCCGGACGUCCAUUCGGAUUGAACAUUGCCCUCAACUAUCGCGAUUCAAACGGUGCUCGUUUCUCCGAAUCCGUAUUCAAUGAAACCGUUCAAAUCACCGAAGUCGAUGAAGGUCUUGAUGGCGAAACUUUCUUCUUGUACGUGUUCUUGGCCGCCAUCGUUGUCUUACUCCUUGUGUUGGGACAACAAUUCCUUGCUGGUUCAGUCGGUAGACGUAAGCGUGCCCAUGUUGCCCGUAAAGCCAUCGAAACUGGUACAUCAAACUCAAGCGAUGUCGACUAUGAAUGGUUGCCACAAGAAACAUUGAAAAUCAUUCAACAAUCACCGAAAUCAAAGAAAUCGCCAAACUCACCAAACGGCAAGGUUUCAGCUAAACAAAGCCCAAAGUCAAACCCAUCAAGUCCAAGACAGCGCAAAUAAUUCAUCAAAUCACCAGUUUGAUUUACCUCAUCUAGAAUUUAGCCAAUUCAAUUGUUGUGGCGUGUGUUUACAAGAAAGAGACUGAGAGUUUGAAUGAGUGCAUUAUGUUUCUUUUUUCGAUACACAAAUUGCUAUAUAUGUAUAUUCACACAUAAACUCGAUAACUUACUCUUAUUUCAUUACCUGCCAUAGAACAUUGGAAGAAAAACCGCUUUUUUUUUUACAUAACUACACUUUGUGGUCACACCAUCAUACAUCUGUUUGACAAAAUUGUAAUGAUUUGUAUGAAUGUAUUCGUGUGAAUGUUGUAUGUUUGGAAAUCCUCAUGAAAAUCUUGUAAAUUCAAAUCACAAAAAUAUCGAAUAAAGAGAACACAAACACUCUCACUUAAUUAACUUAAAAGAGAUUCGUUUCGUUUUGGAAAUUAAAUAAAAACAACCAAUAAAAUCUUUUUACUAAAAAAAAA
This is a messenger RNA of Sitodiplosis mosellana (orange wheat blossom midge), 1538 nucleotides long. Its product is annotated as translocon-associated protein subunit alpha. Lineage: Eukaryota; Metazoa; Arthropoda; Insecta; Diptera; Cecidomyiidae. The record is from RefSeq and is a predicted model, not a curated record. Gene Ontology annotation, cellular component: endoplasmic reticulum membrane; endoplasmic reticulum. The transcript is spliced from 3 exons. The coding region runs from base 191 to 1072 and encodes 293 amino acids.